Messenger RNA from Brassica napus (rape), 803 nucleotides. RefSeq lists its product as uncharacterized. Bases 189 to 581 code for a protein of 130 amino acids. The transcript has 2 exons. NCBI's taxonomy places the organism in Eukaryota, Viridiplantae, Streptophyta, Magnoliopsida, Brassicales, Brassicaceae. The record is from RefSeq and is a predicted model, not a curated record.
CUUGCUCGUGUCGAUCUCAAAGUAGAUCGCUUUAGUUAAUAAUCUAGGGAAAGAGAUGAGCUAAGCCUAGCCGUUCCAUUUCUAUUGCACAAUCAUGACCUAAGUUAGUCCAGAGGAAGCCCUUUGUCAAAAAAAAAAAAAAAGUUAGUCGAGAGGGAUUCGAUCCCAGAUUCUUUAGAUUUGAAGCAAUGGCUGGCAAAGCUGCAGAAGCCGUGGCAAAGACCAUGACGGCGGUUCAGCACCCAUGGAGGGCGAAGCUGGAUAAGUACAGAACCGAGCUGACCAAAGGAGUGUGGGGUUACUGGGAGAUGGGAGCGUGGAAGCCUCUAGGGAUAAGCGCACGCAGGAGGGCGAUGCUGAGGAAAGAAGUGCUGACUGCUGGUGAGGAUUGGCCUUAUGAUCCAGAGAGGAAAGCGAUGAGGACGAAGAGGAAAGGGCAUAAGUGCGAUAGAAUCUCAGCUGAGAAAAGAGAGAACACUGCGAAGCUUAUGCUGAAGAUGCCUCAGAUGCUGCUUGAUUACAAGAAGAGAAGGUGGGAGAAGAAGAUGAAGGAAGAGGAAAAAGCUAAAGAAGACAAGUGAUGUUGUUGUGUCACUGUAGUCUUUGGAUGUGAAACAAAAAAAGUCUGGUUGAGUAGUAAUAAUCCGGUCUUUGGAUCGUAUGAAAUCUGGAAUUUGAUGUUCCAUAGAUGGUGGAAUGCUUUUGCGUUAUGUGUUUUUUUGCUUUUUUGUUGUCCUAUUUUGAACUAAAACCAAACGUUGUUGAGGUUAGGAUUGCAUUUGUUGGAUUGAAGCUCAGACUAA